Molecule: messenger RNA, 9237 nt
Organism: Pelobates cultripes (western spadefoot toad)
Lineage: Eukaryota; Metazoa; Chordata; Amphibia; Anura; Pelobatidae
Source: the annotation of a GenBank genome assembly
GAGUGUUUCCAGCCGUGAAAUUUCGUACAUAUAAUUCUUAUGCUGUUAUUCUUUUCGGACACAGAAACAUCAUCCAGAAAUAUCAGCAUAAUCAACGGAGAAUCAAAUUCAUUUUGAAUUUCAGCAAAUUAGAGGUACUAAGUUUCUUUACAUUGCAUUUUAAAAUAUACGUAAGUUUAUGUUUACAUUUUAAACUGACGUAGUGUUAUAUUUUGAUUUUCAGUACCUGCCUGACAUAAAACAUACUACAGGGAGUGCAGAAUUAUUAGGCAAGUUGUAUUUUUGAGGAUUAAUUUUAUUAUUGAACAACAACCAUGUUCUCAAUGAACCCAAAAAACUCAUUAAUAUCAAAGCUGAAUAUUUUUGGAAGUAGUUUUUAGUUUGUUUUUAGUUUUAGCUAUGUUAGGGGGAUAUCUGUGUGUGCAGGUGACUAUUACUGUGCAUAAUUAUUAGGCAACUUAACAAAAACAAAUAUAUACCCAUUUCAAUUAUUUAUUAUUACCAGUGAAACCAAUAUAACAUCUCAACAUUCACAAAUAUACAUUUCUGACAUUCAAAAACAAAACAAAAACAAAUCAGUGACCAAUAUAGCCACCUUUCUUUGCAAGGACACUCAAAAGCCUGCCAUCUAUGGAUUCUGUCAGUGUUUUGAUCUGUUCACCAUCAACAUUGCGUGCAGCAGCAACCACAGCCUCCCAGACACUGUUCAGAGAGGUGUACUGUUUUCCCUCCUUGUAAAUCUCACAUUUGAUGAUGGCCCACAGGUUCUCAAUGGGGUUCAGAUCAGGUGAACAAGGAGGCCAUGUCAUUAGAUUUUCUUCUUUUAUACCCUUUCUUGCCAGCCACGCUGUGGAGUACUUGGACGCGUGUGAUGGAGCAUUGUCCUGCAUGAAAAUCAUGUUUUUCUUGAAGGAUGCAGACUUCUUCCUGUACCACUGCUUGAAGAAGGUGUCUUCCAGGAACUGGCAGUAGGACUGGGAGUUGAGCUUGACUCCAUCCUCAACCCGAAAAGGCCCCACAAGCUCAUCUUUGAUGAUACCAGCCCAAACCAGUACUCCACCUCCACCUUGCUGGCGUCUGAGUCGGACUGGAGCUCUCUGCCCUUUACCAAUCCAGCCACGGGCCCAUCCAUCUGGCCCAUCAAGACUCACUCUCAUUUCAUCAGUCCAUAAAACCUUAGAAAAAUCAGUCUUGAGAUAUUUCUUGGCCCAGUCUUGACGUUUCAGCUUGUGUGUCUUGUUCAGUGGUGGUCGUCUUUCAGCCUUUCUUACCUUGGCCAUGUCUCUGAGUAUUGCACACCUUGUGCUUUUGGGCACUCCAGUGAUGUUGCAGCUCUGAAAUAUGGCCAAACUGGUGGCAAGUGGCAUCGUGGCAGCUGCACGCUUGACUUUUCUCAGUUCAUGGGCAGUUAUUUUGCGCCUUGGUUUUUCCACACGCUUCUUGCGACCCUGUUGACUAUUUUGAAUGAAACGCUUGAUUGUUCGAUGAUCACGCUUCAGAAGCUUUGCAAUUUUAAGAGUGCUGCAUCCCUCUGCAAGAUAUCUCACUAUUUUUGACUUUUCUGAGCCUGUCAAGUCCUUCUUUUGACCCAUUUUGCCAAAGGAAAGGAAGUUGCCUAAUAAUUAUGCACACCUGAUAUAGGGUGUUGAUGUCAUUAGACCACACCCCUUCUCAUUACAGAGAUGCACAUCACCUAAUAUGCUUAAUUGGUAGUAGGCUUUCGAGCCUAUACAGCUUGGAGUAAGACAACAUGCAUAAAGAGGAUGAUGUGGUCAAAAUACUCAUUUGCCUAAUAAUUCUGCACUCCCUGUAUAUAUGGAAUGUUUGUUAAAAAUGUAAAUGCCAGUAAACACAGUAAUAUGGGAGAUGGCGCCUGGGAGCUCUGGCACCAUAACCACCACAAUGAGUUGAAGUAGAUAUGGUGUCUAGACUGACGCUUUACAUUUUUGGCUGACUUUUUUUGCUCCCAUUACAUUUUCAGAGCAGGAUUUACACAACUUGACACCUUAUGAAUAUUUUUCUAGACAUGCUUUCCAUAUGAUCAGUGAAAGAUCAUUAAAGGGACUCUCCAGUACCAGGAAAACAUAUUCGUUUUCCUGGCACUGCAGAAGCCUGCAGUGCCCCUCUCCCUCCCACCCCCCAUCCCAUGUUGCUGAAGGGGUUAAAAUCCCUUCACUGACUUACCUGAAUUCAUCACGAUGUCCCUCGGCUCUGGGUCAGGCUCCACCUAUUCUUCUCCCCCACCGACGUUAUAAAAACUGCAAUAAUUACACUUGCAGGGCUAAGGGUGGUGGGAGUUGGCACCCAGACCGAUGUCCCUCUGCGCUGGGUCAGGCUCUGCCUACUCUCCUCCCCCACUGAUGUCAGCCGGAGGGGGAGACGUAAUGCGCAUGCGCUGCAAUGGCCGGGCACGUGCAUUAGACCUCCCCAUAGGAAUGCAUUAUUAAAUGCUUUCCUAUGGGGAUUUCGGCAAUGCUGGAGGUCCAGUCGGUCUCCCCCUCCAGCAACCAGGCUCCCACCAGGCUACUUCCGUGGUAGUGCUGGAGGUCCUCACAUAACGUGAGGACGUCCAGCGUUGUUUAAUGGGCAGAAGUGGUCUGGGUACCUGGAGUGUCCCUUUAAUGGUACUGACAGGCAAAAUCAGGUAAUUAAUUCAUCAGGGCAUCCCUUGUAGUGGCAAAAAAUUUUAUUACAGUUAUUUAUAUUUAAUAAAAAUUGAAGACAGAAGUUUACAGUGCUGUGUCGAGUGCUGAUGUACAAAAAUGGUAAAGGGUGUCUUGUCAACCCAAGUCUUAUGCAAAUCUAUUUAAAUAUAUAUUAAUAAAACCAUGAUUUGAUGAUUCUCACUAAAUCUUAUCUUGUUGUUAUGAUUAUUAUUCAAGAAUCCUGUAGAUGUAUUUCACUAUAUGCACAUUUUGAAAUAUAAAGACUUUGACCAUAAUGGGACAUGUGCCAAACGUGCGUCAUCACUGCCCUAUGGCAUUCCGCCAAUAAUUAAUGAGCCUGUCAUCUAUGGCAGUGCAUGAAUUCUACAUACAGCUGGGAGGCACAGUUCAUGUACCUUUUAACAGCAUGAGCCAGAAGCAUUGGCCGAUCCGGGGGGGGGGGCAACGGGGCAAUUGCCCCCCCCCCCGAGAUUCCCCCCUGCCGGCUAAUGCUGGCAUUGCUGCCAGCAAUGUGCCUGCGGACCGGGGAGGAGAUCAGAUCAGAGAUCUCCCUCCCCGGUCCGCAGGCACAAUGCUGACAGCCGGCAGGGGAGGGAGAGAGGACCCGGUAGCUCAAUCUGCAGCUCCUCCGGGUCCCCAUCACGCGAGAGUGAAGUCUAGCCCUGGAGCGCGAGCUAGACUUCAGUCCACACUGGAACCACCAGGGAAUCCCACUGGGACCACCAGGGACGGAGAUAUGCCCCCCCUCCUCCUCAAUAAAGGUACGAAUGGAGAGGGGACAUCAAUUUAUUUAUUUUAUUAAAUACAUUUUUUUUUAAAGCCUCCCUAUCCUCCUUCCUCUCCCACACACAUACACUGCCCCCUAUACACACAUACACUGCCCCCCACACACACAUACACUGCUCCCCAAACACACAUACACUGCCCCCCACACACACAUACACUGCCCCCAAACACACAUACACUGCCCCCACACACACACAUACACUGCCCCCACACACACAUACACUGCCCCCCAAACACACACACAUACACUGCCCCCCACAGCACACACAUACACUGCCCCCACACACACAUACACAACACUGCCCCCAUACACACACAUACACUGUGCCCCCAAACACACACAUAUAACUGCCCUAUACACACACUGCCCCACACACACACAUACACACACCAGCCCCAAACACACAUACACACUGCCCCCACACACACACACACACACAUACACAUGCCCCCCAAACACACACAUACACUGCCCCACACACUGCCCCCCAUACCACACACAUACACUGCCCCCAAACACACAUACACUGCCCCCAUACAUACACCCCAGAAACACACAUACACAUACAUAAAGUGCCCUCCCCAUACACACACUGCCCCACACAGACAUACAGUGCCCCCCAUACACACAGUGCCACCCUCACACAGACACACUGCCCCACGCAUACACUGCCCCCAACACACACUGCAACCCUGACAUACACUGCCGCCCUCACGCACUCACACACACACUUCACCGCUCACACACACUGCACCUUUCACACACACUUCACCCCUAACACACACCACUGCUCCUAUGCCCUAUAUCCCAGCAGACCCCAGGUAAGUUGUCAAACUGUUCUUAAACGGUAUGACUAAUUACUCUGGGGUGGAAUCCUGGCACUACUGGCACCAUAACUACUACACUGAGCUGAAGUGGUUAUUGUGCCAGGAUUAUUUAUUUAAAUAAUCUACAAGUGCCCCUCCCGAGAUCAGGCUCUGGAUCCGCCACUGGCCAGAAGAGGCGUAAAUGAAUGAACAAAUAAAUAAAUAAAAGGUUAUCUUUAAAAUAUCAAAGGUGUAAGAUAUUUGGUUAUUUACAAGCUAUUUGUAAAAUAUCACAAGCAAGCUUUGUAAUAUGUAGUAGAAUGUUUAGUAGAAUGCUAAGAAACUGAAUAUGUGUUAAUUAGCUAUGUAAAUAUUAUAUUAAACAGAAGAGGUUUUUUUAACUGUGUGGAUCAUUUGUAACAGAAAUGUCACUAAUACCCAACUAUCUAUGAAUUUAGACAUACACAGAGUUAUCUAUGUAAAGGGACAUUUCAGACCCACAUGGCAGUUUAGUGUGCUGAUGUGCUUUAUGUGGGAAGAGUGUGUCCUCAUUUUUCAUUUUACAAAAAAUGCAGAUUUCAAUGGAACUUUUAUACAUGAACCAGGUUACACCCCCUGGCUGUGAAUCUGACAGCCAGUUCUGUUACUUCCUGGUUUGGUUAGCUCAGUGGAGAAAAACUCAAGAGGCAGCAAUUGCCCAGAGCACCUGCCUUACAAAGACUUCUCAUUAAGCUGCAUUUGGAAGUCUGUGAUUGGACAGCCACAGAAAGUCUGGGCGGGGUUAGAAGGGGAGGGCUUGCAAAAGCUUUAGACAAAAGAACUGCAUCUUUUGCAAGCUGUAGAUAUACCCCCAAUGAAAAAAUACAUAAUUAAAUGCACACAUGUUUUCAUUGUGGGUAUAUCUACUAAAAGUUUGUAAAGUUGAUUUCAUUUGUUUUCCUUUUAAAUGUGAUUAGUUGGGUAUUCAAGCUAAAUUCAACUUGAUUUUCAAAUAUUAGGACAAAAACGGGCAAACUGAAAAUAGCUGAUUUAGAGAAUGUUUCCAGUUAGGUAAUUUUGGUCUGAAAUUCAAAGAUACCACUUCACACCUUAAUGAAUAGCCCUGGUUGGAUUUGCAACUAUUCACAUUUCACUGAAUAACCUUGCCUAUGUGCGUAUAACCAGUAAUUAUUAUAAAUAAAAAAUAUGCAUAAAAUGUUGUAAUUUUGCCAAAAGGUGCUUAGUUCAAAACCUGUACAUUCACUUUAUUUUGCAGAGUCAUCAUGGAGCGAGCUAUCAAUUAUCUUUACACUCGUCCCGAAGGCAAGAUGAAUAUACUUUGUCUUGUCAUGGCAGCGAUGAGUAUGUUCAUCUAUAAAGUGUAUGAGAUUAACUGCCCGUGUCUACCAGGAUAUAAUUUAGCCUACGGACUCAUUGUCAUCUUCAUUCCCCCAUUUAUAUUUUUCUUUUUAGGAUUUAGCUUAAAUCAUUAUUGUCUUAUUUUGUCACUGGAGCUUUCGAAACCUCAAAACAAACGGAAUAAGAAAAAAGAGGUUCUACGGUAAUAUUUGGAGCUGAUUCUAAUGCUGUAUUCAUACGCAAUCAAGUACUAGUUAAACUCUUAACAUCUCAUAGUUAUAAAUAUUAAUAUAUAGUAUAGUAAAAAAUAUAAAGCACAUAUAAAAAUUACUACAUAGUAAUAUGAAAAGCAUACAGUAAAUAUCUGGUCACUAAGAAGAAACUAGAAUUUAAAAUCUAACACACUCGACACACCUCUAGCACACUCGAAAACACCUCUCUGAAAAUGGUCAUUGCCCAAACCUUCAAUAAAUGUUGCUGAUUAAAUAAAAAUGAACAAAUCAAGGAACACAGUAGUUAAAAAAAACAAGCCAAAUCAAAACCAAUACCACUGUAACUAUAAAAGUAUUUACGGGUUGUUAGAAGAACCACAAAACAACAACCAGCCAUUCUAGCCAUAUGUAGACUGAAUAUGUUUGAUAUUUAAUGUCAACACAGAUGUGGUAGACCGAACACGGUUAGCAGUGAUUUGGCAAGGCAGAACUUGUUACUUGGAUUGAACAGUGUGACGUAUACUGUUGGAAGUAGCAGAGGAUGUUAGGGGAGCUGCUGUGAGAGUGGGGUGAGACCUUAUGAUAACAGAAGCUCUUAAUAAGAGGUAAAUUGUGUAGUUUUUGAGAUAUUUCAUAUGGUAUUCUGGGAGAGUUGCAGAAAUCCAAUGUUUCAGAAUGACUGUAUGUGGGGCAGGUUCUUAGUACCGUUAAUGCCAUCUUCUAAUUAUAAAUAUAUUUGUAGAAAGUAGAUGCUUAGCGGCACACUACCUAAAAAGUAAAUAGUCAAACCAUUUGCAACAGUUUGACAACUUACAUGGGAUCUGCCACCUCUUCCAUUGAGAGUCAGUAACUCUUCCACAGAGCUUCCGUUAGCUCUCUCGAGGAUGCCCUGCUCUUCAGGGCCAGCUUACUAGCUAAAGGGGGACAGAUAAUCUCUCUUAGUCAGUAAGCUCAGUCCUGCACUGCUGGGCUAGUUCAGGACAAAGAGCAUCUGGUUCUCUAUUGAGAAGGUGAUUGGUGCAUGGUGGACCCCAGGUAUGUUAUCAAGCCAUUAGCAACCUGUCUGACUACGUACUUACCAUUGGGAGGAGUGACAGGGCACUUCUGACACCAUAACCACUACAGCAUACUCAAAUUGUAAUUGUACUUGGAGUGUUCCUUUAAGAAUAUAUUACUAUACCUACUAGCAAAAGAGUUGAUGGCUUUCUAACCCAUUCUUUAUCUUGGUAGAUUUAUGUUUAAGUCAAUGGUGAUAAGAUCCCUGGUGGCUCCCGUCUUAUGGAUUAUUGCCUGCUUCCUUGAUGGAAAGUCUGUAAUUUGUGCCUUCAGCGAAACUUUGGAUGCAGAACAAUUUGGUGGCUUUGGCAACUUCUCGUCCAUAAGCACAGAGCUACUGUUGGCCAAAGUGCCUUGUAAGAACUUCGAGCUGCUUCGUACAUCUUCCACCAGGAAGGCAAUUUACAGGUUUCUCAAGUCGAUUUCACAGGUAAGUACUCUAUGUAUAAUAUUUCAGAACUAGACACAUGUUGAAUUAAAAACUACUACUAGUAGAUUUUUAAGUCAAGACAAGUUUGGGCCCGAUAUUUUUACAUAUUGGAUGACUAUAGAAGUAGUGAAUACCAUCUGGAUUGCAAUUUUUUAAUAUGGAUUUGCAUAUAAGAACACAUGGCUUUGCAUUAUAUUGAAACCAUGCUACCUUUAUUUAUUCUUUUAUCCAUUUUCCCAUAAUCCUCUAUAUUUGAGAGAUAGAGAACAGACUUGCUGGAGUAUGAUGAGAUGGAUUUGAAUGCAAGUGUACUGGACACAAUAUCUAUAGAACUACCUAGAUUCAUUUGGCAUGUGUUGGUUGGGUUCAUCAAAAAUUGUACUAAUUAGUGAGUUACCUAAUGUUUUAAAAUUAAGCACAACAUUCUAAUAUAAUUUUAGGAUUUUAUGUGGCACUUACCCUUACUGUAUUUGUUCUUUUAGGGUGUUGGCUUUUUAAUGGUCCUGACGCUUAUUAUACUUGCUGUCAUUAGUCGUAUUCUGAGUUCCCUUUUCAACGUCACCCGCUCCAUUCACACCCAAUAUUGGAGCAUAUUUGCAAACAUGGAGGAUCAAUAUUUUGAAGAGACCUGUCUAGCACACAACCGAUGGAUGGCUGAGAAAUGCAUUCAUGGUUACUUUGAAGAGUGUGAAAAUUAUGACGUCAAAUGUAGCCAUGAUGAUGAAGAAAAGAUCAUAUCCCCCUGGCAGAUGAUGGAUUAUGUAGAUCAUUGGUACUUGUGUCGACCACCAAUUGUUCACACAUAUGAUCCGUUGUCACAAUCUUAAUCUAUAUACAAAACAGUUGACCACUUUAGCUGGGAAGUGUUUAACAACCUUUUAAAAAAGGAGGAUAUCUAAGUUGGCAGGUUACAAAGAAUGGUUACAUUUUGAGGCAUUAAUGGCUUAGAACUUGGUAUAGCAGAUGUCAUCAUGAUUCCCCACAUUGCUCAAAAAAGGAAGACUGUGAACCAAUAGAAAUCAGUAGAUCCAACAAUGGUCAUCUUUGAUGUACAGUAUUCUAAAUCCCAGUUCCUCUCCAACACUUAAAACAGACAUUUUAACCCCUUAAGGACCAAACUUCUGGAAUAAAAGGGAAUCAUGGCAUGUCACACAUGUCAUGUGUGCUUAAGGGGUUAAAUAAAAAAUGUCUUAACAGUGAUACAUAGUUUAAAGGAACACUACAGGUCAGAAUAAAAAACAUGGAUUCCUGGCACAAAAGUGCUGGAAUUCAACAUUAAGCUGCUGGCCUUCCUCUCUCCAGAGAUUAAAGAUGAUUUUAUGCACCUUUUCUCUUAUGCCGCACCCUUCUUGCCGCAGCUGGCCUUACCUAGUCCCACGUGCCUGAGAUCUUCAAAAUUGAUUAUCUAAUGUUUUCCCAUAGCAAAGCAUUAGGAUGCUAUUGCACAUGCACGGCAAAACGACUCACUGCGACUAUUAGCAGGUUAGGGUUAGGGUAGGGUUAGGCUAGGGUAGAUUUAGGUUAGCAUAGGGUUAGGGUACGGUAGGGUUAGGUUAAGGUAGGGUUGGGAUAGGGUUUCGGAAGUGCCGAACCGAAGUGCUGAAGUCCCGAAUUGCCGAAGUGCAACAUUUUUUUUCUUACCCGAAUUUCCGAACCGACUGAAGCAAAUUUUUGGAUCAUGCACAUCUCUAACGGAAACCAGUGGAACAUUUGCACUGACUGCUUCACCUAUAGAACAUUGUCCACAAUUACAUUUUUACAUAACCGCCAUAUAUUCCAUUAAAACGUGUAAACUCCUGUUUGCAGCUAGGGACCUGAUAUAUAAAACGUAUCAGGCAUUCUUUUUUUCCCCAUGUAUUGGUUAAGGACUGAUGUAAUGAUGAGAUAUAAUGUUAUAUAAUAUGUAAUUAGAUAUUAUAUUAUAAAAAUGCAUUUUUGUGUA